Molecule: messenger RNA, 3821 nt
Organism: Etheostoma cragini (Arkansas darter)
Lineage: Eukaryota; Metazoa; Chordata; Actinopteri; Perciformes; Percidae
Gene: sp1
Product: sp1 transcription factor
Exons: 6
Coding region: 138-2228 (696 amino acids)
Biological process (GO): regulation of transcription by RNA polymerase II
Molecular function (GO): RNA polymerase II cis-regulatory region sequence-specific DNA binding; DNA-binding transcription factor activity, RNA polymerase II-specific
Source: RefSeq, a predicted model, not a curated record
GGCAUGCUGUGUACGAAGCAUGACGUUAACACUUCUAUGUAUAAGAAAAGUAUAUGUUUUAAAUUUAAUCACAGUACAGCUAAAGUUGUAUUGUUUUCUAGCGUCUCAAUCAGUUAAAAAAUCAGCAGCAGGGUGAAAUGGCCGCUGUGGAGAGCGGCGGAGGAUACAGUCAAAAGCGAAACACAAAUUCACAAGACUCACAGCAGCCAUCUCCUCUCGCCUUGUUGGCUGCCACAUGCAGUCGCAUUGACACCCCAGGAGAGAAUGAUUCCCCUGCAGACCAGCAACAACAAAACCAGCAGCAACAGCUGGACCUAAACCAGGGUGCUUUCACCUCCAGUGCCAACGGCUGGCAGGUUAUCCCACUUAGCAUUCAAACAACCUCAGGCACUAACACCGUCACCACCGACUCUUCGGGGGUGAUGGUGACAGUGGGAGACGUAGGCAAGAGCAGACAGGUGCUGUCGCCAUCAACAGCUGUGGUGAGCACUCAGGGACAGCAUCAACAGCCACAGCAAUACGUAGUAGCUCAGGCUCCAUCCAUGCAGGGUCAGCAGAUGCUUACCACCAUUUCGGGUAUGAUGCCAAACAUUCAGUACCAGGUUAUUCCCCAGUUUCAGACAGUAGAUGGCCAGACGCUGCAGUUGGCACAUGCUCAUCAGGAUUCUGGGGUACCUACCACUGGACCAGGCCAGCAGUUUCAGAUAGUGUCAUCUUCUAAUGGCCAGCAGAUCAUAGCCGCAACCAACAGAGCUGGUGCAGCAGGAAACAUCAUAACGAUGCCCAGUCUCCUUCAGGGAGCCAUCCCCAUACAAAAUAUAAGCUUAGGCAAUGGCAUGUUACAAAACCAGCACCAGUUCCUGGCAAAUAUGCCCCUGUCACUAAAUGGAAACAUCACUUUGGUGCCCGUUAGCACCGGAGCAAGCGGAGGGGGAGAUGCGAGUGGUGGAGGGGAUACAGGAGGAAACCAACUUAUACAGCAACAUCCAGUGUCCAGCGGGGCAGGUUACAUGACAAGUGGGUCCACUGUCACCACACAGACCACUUCUUACGGAAUGACCCAAACGCAUAACAGCAAUGGAGUGGUGACGGGGUCAUUCCAGCAGAACACUGCAUCUUCUCUAGGUGUCCCAAUACAGCCAGACAACCGAGACGGGCAGCAGCCACAGCAGAUCCUUAUCCAGCCUCAGCAGGUUAUACAAGGUGGAACCCCCCUCCAGACCAUCCAGGCUGGUGGUCAGGUAUUUGCAACUCCGACACUCAGCCAGGAAGGGCUUCAAAAUCUUCAAAUUAUGCCAAACACAGGCCCCCUCCUCCUGCGCACUGUAGGCCCCAAUGGCCAGGUGAGCUGGCAGACCAUUCAGAUCCAGAAUCCGGCAGGACCUCAGAUCACGCUGGCCCCAAUGCAGUCCCUUUCCCAACUUGGCCAGGCUCAGGGUGCUGCUGCAGCUGGAGGAGUAUCUGUUAACACAGUGCAGAUCCCGGGCAUCCAGACCAUAAAUCUUAACACACUCGGAGGAGGCUCCGGGCUGCAGAUGCACCAGCUGCACCAGCUGCAGACUGUUCCCAUCACCAUCGCUGGCACAGCAGGAGAGCAGGCGCUACAGACUGGCGGAGAAAGUUUGGAUGAUAGCACAGCUAUGGAUGAUGAGGACAUAAGCCCACAACCUCAAGGCCGACGAAACCGCAGGGAAGCCUGUACCUGCCCCUUCUGCAAGGAUGGAGAAGGACGUGACCCAACUAAAAAGAAGCAGCACAUUUGCCACAUCUCAGGCUGUGGGAAGAUCUACGGCAAGACAUCCCACCUGAGGGCCCAUCUGCGUUGGCACACGGGAGAGCGACCCUUCGUCUGCGGCUGGUCUUUCUGUGGGAAACGAUUCACCCGUUCAGAUGAGCUUCAGCGCCAUAAGAGGACGCACACAGGUGAAAAAAGAUUUGUUUGCCCAGAGUGUCCCAAGCGCUUCAUGCGCAGCGAUCAUCUCUCCAAGCACACCAAAACCCACUUAAACAAAAAAGCCGUCGCUACCAGCAGCAGCACCGCAGUCUCGACGGGCGCUGCUUCCCCCACAGCCGGAACAAAAAUCGGCACAGGAGCAGUGUCACCCAAUGACCAGCACACCAUUGUCACCAUGGAAACCUUAUCUGCAGAGAGUAUUGCUCGAUUAGCUAGCAGUGGGAUCAACAUGAUGCAGGUGGACCUUCACCAAAUUAAUGGCAACAGCUACUAAGGGAGGACUUCGGUGGUUGUUGCAUUUGGACGUUUUGGGGUUGAAGGGCAUGUCUGACUCAGACACAGAACCCCUCAAAGGCUUCAGACAGGCGGCCCCACAUGCAUCACAGCAGACACUAUUGAAUUUGAGAACUGAGGCAGGGAAACGGAUCUCCAUCUUGAAUUUAGAUACCUGUGGCAUUUUAAUGUCAGAGUUGGAUGAAAAUGUUAGACUUGUGACAUCAUGAAAUCUUAUUUCCCCUAAAAUGGAAAUGGCACUACACUAACACUUGUUCCACGCAUAGACUCAAAAUAUGACUUGUAUUGGGAUUGCAAUAUCACAGUACACUGACCGGCACUCUGUAUUUAAUUGGGAAGUAGUAAUAUCCUCUCUUAACUUAUUUUAGUAAUGAGAUGACACUACUAACUCAGGCUCGCACCCUUGUUUCCCAGGCUGUGAGCUUUGAUUGUUCCUCUGCCCUCAGCAUGCCUCUCAUGCCAACUGGCCCAUAAUGCUGUAUUCACCCCUUCAACUGAAAUUAUAACAAUCUGGAGCAGCAUUUAUUUUUGAAUUGGUUGCAGUUUUGGGAGACCGGGCUGUGUUCACAAACUUAAAAUCCCAGUAUGAGGAAUAAUAUAUGGAAGUGUUUUAGGGUGAGCCGUUGAAGAGGGCUGAAAUAGACCAGGUCAAGACCAGGUCCGAGAGCACUAAUCAGUGAGAAUGUGUCGGGGCACUGAAAUCCUGAGAAUAAAUCAUUAAUCUCUUUAAAUAGGUAUACACAUUCAAGCCAUCAUGCUUUUGAUAUGUUUAUCAUAGCAAAACUUUUUUUUUUUUAUGUAUUUUUUGGUAAAGGCUACAUACAUUCUUAGCUUAGGCAGGAUCAUCUUACAUGAUUGCAAGAAAUUGCCUUUCAGUUGUAUGAACCUCUCAUGCGCAAUCAAUCUUAAUCUUAUGUUAUUACUUUUAUAUGUAUGUAGAUUAAAUGUUUGAAUUUAAAAGCCUUUGUCAUAGAAUAAUGUAUUCUAUACAGUCCAGAUCUUCCCAGUACUCUUGUCCCAGUGGUAUCAUCUUUGCUUGCAGUCAGUCGGUUUUUUGUUGGGAAACAGUUUCCUUUUAAGUCAUAUCUGGUCAGAGUGAAAUAUUCUGUAAUGUCCAGACAGCAUAAAUAUGUACGUUCAAAACCAAAGGUUCAUACUCAUUUUAUAAGCAACACUAGGAAAGCUUUGUUAAAUUUUCGAAUAACUGUUACUCUUGUAAUGCAUAUGUUAAAGUUGUAACUGGAAAAGAUCCAGCUUGAGGCAAGCACUGGACACACAUCCCUUUGUGUUCCAAUUAAGUUGCUAAAGUAUUAUGGGUAAACAUAUUUUUGGAAAAGAUGCUUCUCACCACUAUGUAAUAUUUUCUUUGCUUUAGGAUUCUGCUUUGAGAAAGAUAAUUAACUUGUGUUAUGUCAGAACAUGUAUGUUUAAAAAGCUCUCCUUUUGAAACUCUAGAUUAAGUUCAUCGGACAACAAGUGCUCUUAUUUCUUUUGCCCCGUUUUAAAUAAGGGAUUUUAUAUUGUGUGUUUAACUACUGCAAAUGCCAACAGCUGGAUUAAAAUUAUGAAUACA